AUGGCGCUGACCCGGUGCAGAGGAGCAAAGGGGGAGGUGCACUGUCCUGCUGCUCACCCUCACAUCAGCCCUGAGAGAGGCCAGUGGGAAAACUGGUUUCCAACUGACAGCCCUGGACAGCCCAGGAGGAAGCCGCAGAGGGAAGCCGGCGGCACCUGGCAGCUUCCGGCGGGGCAGGCCCCCGGCCAGGACUCAGGACCCCCGGAGACCCCGGCUGCCCUGCACCCGCGCCCCAAGCCCCUCCCUUACAGCGGGAGCAUGGACCAGCCUCUGCCACUGGCCCCCCUUGGGGUCCUGGACGAGCGCCCUCCGUGUUGGGGGCCCCAGGUUCCUCAUCCGUAA
Messenger RNA from Rangifer tarandus platyrhynchus (Svalbard reindeer), 342 nucleotides. NCBI's taxonomy places the organism in Eukaryota, Metazoa, Chordata, Mammalia, Artiodactyla, Cervidae. The record is from the annotation of a GenBank genome assembly.